Messenger RNA from Cucumis melo (muskmelon), 1305 nucleotides. RefSeq names its product protein LIKE COV 2. Bases 343 to 1116 code for a protein of 257 amino acids. NCBI's taxonomy places the organism in Eukaryota, Viridiplantae, Streptophyta, Magnoliopsida, Cucurbitales, Cucurbitaceae. The transcript is spliced from 8 exons. The record is from RefSeq and is a predicted model, not a curated record. Gene Ontology annotation, cellular component: Golgi apparatus.
UUAAAAUUAAAAGAUAAGGUUUUUAUAUACUAAGAUAGAAUUAUCCGGCAUUGAUCUUCAUCGUUGAUUCUCUGACCAUAUCUGUAUGUGUAAGCGUACAGUAAUGGCAGGCAGAGAGUUUUGGAGUGAUCGAGACGCCAUUAACGGCAAGCGAUUAUUACGAGGAUAAGUGCAACUGCUUGCCAGUUUCCUUCCUUCUUUAUCAAGCGGCGACGACCUUUGCAGUGGCUACUAUGAAGUUAGAUUGCUCGAUUUUGCUUUAGGUGGUGUUUGGUUGUUUGCCAUGUUUGGGGUCUGAUUCGUCGGAGAUUCGAGUAGAUUUUAACUGAUUUUAAGAAGGGUAUGGCGGAAGAAAAGGAGUCGACCUCGGUUCCCCUUAGUCAAGUUGACAAUGGCGGCCAGGAUCCCGAGGAUCCCGUUAAAUCUCCUCCGAGUUCUCCUAAUUCGUCUACUCGUAAGGCUUGCUGUUAUGUUCUCCAAAGUUGGGUGUCAAAGAAGUUUAUGACUGGAUGCGUGGUUCUUUUCCCUGUUGCUGUUACCUUUUUUGUUACUUGGUGGUUCAUUCAGUUUGUUGAUGGUUUCUUCAGCCCACUAUAUGAGAGGCUUGGAGUUGACAUAUUUGGACUUGGGUUCAUAACAUCUUUACUCUUUGUAUUCUUCGUUGGUAUAUUUGUCUCAUCAUGGUUGGGUGCUACACUCUUCUGGCUCGGGGAAUGGUUCAUCCAGCGAAUGCCCUUUGUCAGGCAUCUAUAUUCUGCUUCCAAACAAAUUAGUGCUGCAAUUUCUCCCGAUCAAAAUACUACAGCUUUCAAAGAAGUUGCAAUUAUCCGCCAUCCACGUGUUGGUGAAUAUGCAUUUGGCUUUAUUACUUCAACUGUUACCCUCCAGAGAGAGAGCGAAGAUGAAGAGCUAUGUAGCGUUUUCGUGCCAACAAAUCACCUAUAUAUUGGAGAUAUAUUUCUUGUUAGUUCUAAGGACAUCAUAAGACCAAACCUAUCUAUUCGGGAAGGAAUAGAGAUAAUCGUUUCUGGAGGUAUGACAAUGCCACAAAUCAUUACUCCUUUGGAGAGAGUUGAUAGACAGGGUGAUAGAAUAACUUUGAACAGAAUAAAGUAGUGUGACAAGCGGAGGAGGACAUAUCCCUGGUUUGUUUGAGGAGUUUAUUGUCAUAUAAAUAGUGUGGAAGUAGUAGACUAGUAAUCUAAUACUACAGGGCCAUGUGGCUUUGCGAAGUGAACCAUUUUAUUACCAUCUUGAAUUAUUGUAUUCAAGUGCGAGUUAUCAAUGGUGGUUCGUUCUUGUUUA